Molecule: messenger RNA, 3636 nt
Organism: Manis javanica (Malayan pangolin)
Lineage: Eukaryota; Metazoa; Chordata; Mammalia; Pholidota; Manidae
Gene: TMEM184B
Product: transmembrane protein 184B
Source: RefSeq, a predicted model, not a curated record
GGCGCGCUGCGGCAGCACUCCGCUGGGCCCGGGACGCGCCGGCGGCGACGAGACGCCGGCCCGCGGCGCCGCCCGCUCUCCCCGUCCGCAGAAUCUGGCUGCCUCGCGUCGCCCGAACAAGCCGCCGCCGCCACCGCCACCGCCAUGGGCUCCUGAGGCCAGCUUGUCGGUUAUUCCAAGGGUUUCUCUCAGGGAGCCACCUGCUGCCCGGCACCAUGACGGUGAGGGGGGCCGCACUGGCCCCGGAUCCAGUGUCGCCCACGACUGCAGCAGCCUCACCCAGCGCCGCUGUGACCCCUGAGGGCAGCCCCACUGCCAUGGAGCAGCCUGUGUUCCUGAUGACAACUGCCGCGCAGGCCAUCUCUGGUUUCUUUGUUUGGACGGCCCUUCUUAUCACCUGCCACCAGAUCUACAUGCACCUGCGCUGCUACAGCUGCCCCAACGAGCAGCGCUACAUCGUCCGCAUCCUCUUCAUCGUGCCCAUCUACGCCUUCGACUCGUGGCUCAGCCUCCUCUUCUUCACCAAUGACCAGUACUACGUGUACUUUGGCACCGUGCGUGACUGCUACGAGGCCUUGGUCAUCUAUAAUUUCCUGAGCCUGUGUUAUGAAUACCUCGGGGGAGAAAGUUCCAUCAUGUCCGAGAUCAGAGGAAAGCCCAUAGAGUCCAGCUGUGUGUAUGGCACGUGCUGCCUCUGGGGAAAGACUUACUCCAUUGGGUUCCUGCGGUUCUGCAAGCAGGCCACCCUGCAGUUCUGUGUGGUGAAACCACUCAUGGCUGUCAGCACUGUGGUCCUACAGGCCUUCGGCAAGUACCGGGAUGGUGACUUUGAUGUCACCAGCGGCUACCUCUACGUGACCAUCAUCUAUAACAUCUCCGUCAGCCUGGCCCUCUACGCCCUCUUCCUCUUCUACUUCGCCACCCGGGAGCUGCUCAGCCCCUACAGCCCCGUCCUCAAGUUCUUCAUGGUCAAGUCCGUCAUCUUCCUCUCCUUCUGGCAGGGCAUGCUCCUGGCCAUCCUGGAGAAGUGCGGGGCCAUCCCCAAGAUCCACUCAGCCCGCGUGUCGGUGGGUGAGGGCACCGUGGCUGCUGGCUACCAGGACUUCAUCAUCUGCAUCGAGAUGUUCUUUGCGGCCCUGGCCCUGAGGCACGCCUUCACCUAUAGGGUCUAUGCUGACAAGAGACUGGAUGCGCAAGUGCCAACAUAUGGCCCUUACGGCCGCUGUGCCCCCAUGAAGAGCAUCUCCAGCAGCCUCAAGGAAACCAUGAACCCACAUGACAUCGUGCAGGACGCCAUCCACAACUUCUCGCCUGCCUACCAGCAGUACACGCAGCAGGCCACCCUGGAGCCUGGGCCCGCCUGGCGUGGCAGCUCCCACAGCCUCUCACGCUCCCACAGCCUGAGUGGCACCCGAGACAACGAGAAGACUCUCCUGCUCAGCUCUGAUGAUGAGUUCUAGAUGUGGUGGCUGGUGGGAAAGAUUGGCACCUGGGCCCAAGGCAGGAUGUGUGCCCAACUCCAGUCCCAUGGUCAGGCCAGGAGGCAGCCUGGCACAGCUUUGGCAUUGCCAUUUAAUUUAUUGGACCAGAAAUACUCACAUAUCACUUCCAGAGGAACACACAGGUACCGCCUGCCCAGGAGACAGGCCGGGCCCCUUCACGAGCCUUCAGGAAUACUUACCCACGGCCAAGCCUGCACUGCCAGGCAAGGGGCAGAGGACACUGGGAGCGACUUCCCGGGCCCUGCGGCAUGUCCUGUGGUGGUGGCAUGUUGGGACCAGCCAUGCUCAGGCCCAGACACUUGUGUUGUAGACCAGGGUGCAGACUUCUCAGCCCUGCCCCAGGCAUUGCCCUGAGACUUAGCGCCCCAUGCCUAACACCGUGCAAUACUCUGACCCAGGCUCCUCCCUGCCUGCUCCUUCCUGUCUACCCUUGUUUGAUACUAGACUAGCCUCACCCCUGGCAGGAGGGAGGAGGGAACUCAGACGCUCUCUGUGGACCAUUUUUGACCCUGGCCGGCAGGCCGGAUCAGAGCCCACAUGCAAGCCCCAGGCCCCGCCCAGGAAGGUUGCUCCGGGGCCUCCGGGCCCCUCCUGUGUUGUUACAGGCUGUCCACGUGGGGGGUCUGUGGGCUCCUGGGUGUCCUCCGUGGCUGCAUCUUCUGCCUGCCUCAUGCCCCUUCCUCCUGGCCUGCCGAGGACACCCAGCAGCCCACGCUGCCACUUGGGGUCUCUCUUGGGAGCAUUUUGGGCGGAGCCCUGGCUGCUCUGACAGGCUCGCAACCCUCCUUCCCAAGACGAGCAAUCAGAACCUCUGCUGGGCCCUGGUCUCUCCCUGAGGCUUCUCCCUCCCGUUUCAGGGAAGGGUCUGAGUCUCCCCCUUUCAGACUAGUUUCUGGACAAACUCAGUCCUGCAGGUGGGAGGGCUGAGGGCUGGGGCAGCAGCAGGGAGCUGAGAACUGGGAGGAGUGGUCCGGUCCCCUCUCCCUGGCCCCACUCAGGGCCUGGCACCCUGCCUCGUCUGGCCCUAGCCCAUCUUUUCUGUGCCUUAGUCACAUAUGAAAGCUCCCCCCGCCUAGGCCCUAAGUCUAUUCCCAGGCCUUCCCUGGGGGCCCCCUAUUAAGCUGCUGGCACCCAGAGGAUCCUGCAGUGCUGGGCUGAGUGCCCUUGGACAGGCCUCAGAGGUGGCCAGGACUUCCAGUCUCCCCCCAGCCUUGCCCACCCCCACACCCAUAUACCUGGAGCCUCCCAAGGCCAGAGCCCCCAGGCAGGCCAGGCUGACACAGGCCACUAUCUUAGGAAGAGACUGAACAGACAUGAUGCAUGUUCAUAUAGGCCAAGCUUUCUGUUGCUUCAAACCCAAAUAGCAUUGGUUUGGGCUCUAGUAGCCUGGGGACGGGUAGGGUGAGAGAGAAGGGGCCUGCCCUGUGGAUCCCAGCUUCACGGAAUCUCUUCCCUUUGGCCCCUCCUGGAAUGAACUGUGCUGAGGGUCAGGUGGGGGCUUCCAUCCCACUAGUCUUCCCAGGCCUCCUUCGGCCCUUGUGACCAAGCCAGCCCCCCAGGGUCACAGAGCCCUCGGGUGGGGUCACAGGCCAGCUCUCAGGCUCCUGUGCGGUGGGCCUGGCCAGCUGGUACCAAGCUGCCUGGGAAGGCAGCCUGUGUGUGCGGGCUGUCCGAGGAGAACUUCUGUGCCCACUCUCACCAUUUGCUUUCAUGAAUCUGUUUCUGAUUCUCCUUCCAGGCCAAAGUGUGCUGCUGACUCCCUGCCCCCGUGGUCUUUGCCUGCCCUGGCACUUGCCUGCUAGCAUGGGGGGUGGGGGGGCACUAGCAGCCCCUGGGGAGAUAGGGGCUGGGAAUGCCUGCCCAACCACUCCCCCGCUCCUUCCUAGGAUGUGUAACCUACCUUGUUUCUUUGUUUUGUUUUGUUUUUUUUCCCAGUAGAGUAGCUCUUUGUACAUAAAAAAUACUUGAAAAAUUAAUUGUAUGAUGUAUAAGAAGACAGAGUCCCCUAGUUUUGUAUCUCGUGUAUGACUGCCAAGAGUUCCACCAGAAAGCCGCUCUAUUUUGGUCUCUGUAACAUUUUAAAUGCGUGACAGAAGUGAGCAAAUAAAGUGAGAAAGAAAUAUAUCUAAGAUAA